This is a messenger RNA of Rubroshorea leprosula, 1183 nucleotides long. NCBI's taxonomy places the organism in Eukaryota, Viridiplantae, Streptophyta, Magnoliopsida, Malvales, Dipterocarpaceae. The record is from the annotation of a GenBank genome assembly.
GAACAAAAAAGAAAAGGGGAACCCGGCACCAACUUUGAAAAAUUGGUGAGAAAGCUUGGAAUUUCUCCUCCUUUCUUGUCCAAGAACCUGAUUUGGAACCUAGAAAUCUUCCCCCCCUGCUGGAAAAGCCGGAUCUGCCCUGCUCUGCUUUGUCCUUCCGCCGGCUGCUCUUGAUUGUGGGUGAUUUCUGGGCAUUUUUUUUGGGUAAGAACAGCCCCUAAUUCCUUUGUUCUUGCUUGAAUUGGCUUAGGUUAACUUUGAUUGCUCUUAUUUCCUUCAAUGUUGGGUAGUUCCCGUGAAUUUCUCCCUUGCACUGCUGCCGGCUUCUUCCCCCUACUAGGUCCGGUUCUUGCUGGAAAAUUUUGGUAUGUGACAGCCUUUUAAGGCUUAAAUUGUCCAUUUAGUUUGCUGCCUUGUAUGUCCGAAUUGUGUUGGAAAAAUGGGGAAAUUCCGGUAGCAAUUAAGAGGGAUUUAAGUGUGUUUUGUUGCUUAAUUCAAGUGAGAUUUAUGUGAUUGAGUGUUAGUUAAUUGUUGUGAUUUUUGGAGAGAAAAUCCUGUGAGAUUAGCUAGUGUUUUGGCCAAUUUGUGGAAGUAGAGUUACUGUUCACGUCGGGGUACUGUUCACGGGUACUGUUCACCGACACUGUUCACACCCCGAGGGCCAACAAUUAAUGGGAAUUUAAGUGAUUAGUUUGUGAUAUGAGAACGAAUUUGGAGACGUCCGAUCAUGUGGAGAUUGAUAGGAAUUAGUAUCGUGAUUAAGGAGUCUUAAUGAUGAUUUCAGUUUGAAUUUAUGAUAGUGCGAUAAUUAAUUAUUGGGUAUCUUGAUUAGGUUCUUGAUCGUUCUGUCAGUUAGCAUUGAGAUUGAGUGCUCGGUUUUAUGCGAGUGAGGUAAGUAAAUUUAUGGUAAUGCCCGUACUGUUUUGAAAGCAUGUUUUGAUUUGUUUUUGAAGUGGUGGCGGGACUAAACCCGUUUUACACAAGUAUGACUGAUUUGAAGUGAAAUGUUUUGUGCUUUUCAUGAAAUUGAGCAUGCCUACUUGAAAUUUAAGUGACUGUCCUGAUGAUUUGAAAGUGAUUGUGAAUCGUGAUUUUUCUGUUAACUUCUUCCUGUUUUGUCUCCGAUAUGGUCAUGUUAUUCGUGUGCCCACUAGUGGGAGGUUUAUAAACGCUAGCACAUGUC